AUGGCGUCCAUCUCCGCCACAACCACAGCUUCUUCCUUCAUCCAUGCAUCUCUCCGUCCCAACUCCUCUCUAGGGGUUUCAUCCGCCCCAGUUCUAGGGCUGCCGUCGAUGGCGAAGAGAGGGAGAAUGGUGAAGUGCUCGGCGGAAGGAAACGGCAGCGGGUGGGAGAAGAAGGGGAUGAUGAGCGCUUCGCUGAUGGCGGCGGUGGCCGCAGCAGCUGCGUCGAGCCCAGCGGCGAUGGCUCUGGUGGACGAGAGGAUGAGCACUGAAGGAACUGGGCUGCCCUUUGGGCUGAGCAACAACCUCCUCGGGUGGAUCCUAUUGGGAGUCUUCGGGCUCAUCUGGACCCUCUACACCGUCUACACCUCCGGUCUAGACGAGGACGAAGAGUCCGGCUUGUCCCUCUAA
Molecule: messenger RNA, 408 nt
Organism: Linum trigynum
Lineage: Eukaryota; Viridiplantae; Streptophyta; Magnoliopsida; Malpighiales; Linaceae
Source: the annotation of a GenBank genome assembly